AUGUCUCCACACACUCUUAGCGAGCCUACGAUUGUUGAGACGUCUGAAACCGAGCUUAUUUCCGGUACCGAGUCGUUGUCCGAUCUUGGGGCUGCCGCAGUUCAGUACAAAGUCGAUGCCAAGUUGUCCCUUGAUGACCUCUUUGCUGAGCUUGCUGAGGAGACUUCAACUGGUCAAACCACAGUAAAAGACCCAGAACAAUCAGAAGAUGAGUUCAGUAAGAUCAGAAAGGCCAUGUCAAAGCUCCCCAAGAUCGAGUCGAGUUUGGAGGCCAAGCUUGAACAACAUGAUAAGAAUACCAUAACUGGGAAGGGCCAUGAUAUAACGAGGAUCAAUGAUCCUAUAGAACACAUACGUCUGAGUGCAGCUGAAAAGGCCAAGCUUGGCGAGGAUGCUGGAGCUAAAUGGUUCAACAUGCGUAAGCCAGAACUCACAGCCGCAGUUAAAAGAGACCUUUUGGUAAUUCAACAAAGAAGUGCAUUGGAUCCAAAGAGACAUUAUAAGAAGGAUAAAUGGCAAAUCCCCAAGUUUUUCGAAACUGGGACCAUUAUCGAGGGUAACACCGAGUUCUACUCACGUAUGAAGCGUAAGGACCGUGGUAACACCUUGGUGGAGGAAGUAUUGAAUGACCAAGACAAGGGCAAAUACUUCAAGCGUAAGUACGCCGAAAUCCAAGAAAAGAAGACAAGUGGUAAGAGAGGUCAUUAUAAGAAGGUGAAGGAGAUGAGAAAGAAGUUUUAG
[Candida] anglica is the source of this 741-nucleotide messenger RNA. Lineage: Eukaryota; Fungi; Ascomycota; Pichiomycetes; Serinales; Debaryomycetaceae. The record is from the annotation of a GenBank genome assembly.